AUGGAGCACUCUCAUCCUGAAAUGGGCCUCACUGCUCUUGAUCAUUCACCUGAGAAAACUCAAUCUCCUCCAAAUCCCAACCAUUUCAUCCCCAGAAGCUACCAAGUGAAAGUGUUUGAAGUUGCAAAGCGAAAGAACACGAUUGCGGUGUUGGAAACCGGUGCUGGGAAGACCAUGAUAGCUGUGAUGCUAAUCAAACACAUUUCUGAAGAUAUGAUCAAGUCCCAUGGCAAAAGAAAGCUGAUAAUUUUCUUGGCUCCAACCGUUAAUCUCGUCACUCAGGCAAUUAUCACUUCUACUGUUGCAAUAUUCUAUCAAUUCAAGGUUGUCGAAGAUUCUACAACUCUUGAAGUGGGAGAGUACUAUGGAGACAAGGGAGUUGAUGAAUGGAGUAGGAGCUGUUGGGAAAUGGAAGUUCAAACACAUGAUAUACUGGUGAUGACACCACAAAUUCUCUUGGAUGCCUUGAGGAAUGCAUUUUUGAGCUUAGAAAUGUUUUGCUUAUUGAUCUUUGACGAAUGCCAUCGUGCUACUGGCAAUCAUCCCUAUACAAAAAUAAUGAAGGAAUUUUAUCAUACAUCCGGCAACAGGCCAAAGAUUUUUGGAAUGACAGCAUCCCCUGUUAUAAGAAAAGGUGUCUCAUCCACCAUGGACUGUGAGAAUCAAAUAUCAGCACUGGAAAGCAUCUUGGAUUCUCAGGUUUAUGCUAUAGAAGACAGGACAGAAAUUGAAGCAUAUAUUCCCUCAACAGUCCAAACUUGUAGAUUUUAUGAGAAAACAUGGUUACUCAUGAAUUUGGGUCUGAAAGGCGAGAUGGAAGCUUUGUGGUCUAAGUAUGCUUCUAUGUUAGAGUUGCAAAGGGAAGUGCCAAGUCAGUACCAGUACUACCAGGACAUUGAUGAUAAAAUAAAGAUGCUGAGAAAGCGGAUGUCCAAUGACUACAUGAAGAUUUUAUAUUGCCUUAAUGACCUUGGCCUCAUAUGUGCAUAUGAGGUAUGGUUGUUCUCUAGCUAA
Molecule: messenger RNA, 1014 nt
Organism: Prunus armeniaca (apricot)
Lineage: Eukaryota; Viridiplantae; Streptophyta; Magnoliopsida; Rosales; Rosaceae
Source: the annotation of a GenBank genome assembly